This is a messenger RNA of Cucurbita maxima (winter squash), 2863 nucleotides long. RefSeq lists its product as uncharacterized. The transcript has 10 exons. The record is from RefSeq and is a predicted model, not a curated record. The coding region runs from base 348 to 2543 and encodes 731 amino acids. NCBI's taxonomy places the organism in Eukaryota, Viridiplantae, Streptophyta, Magnoliopsida, Cucurbitales, Cucurbitaceae.
CACUUCCCCUAUCGCCGUAGUCUUCUCCGGUCACCGCUGCACAACCCCCAAAUCUUCUUCCGCCAUUCACUCCGCCGCUUCAACUUCCUCCACAUUACCAGCACAGUUCCUUAGGAUCUAGACUCCAAUUUCCGCUCUUCAUGCUCUUCUCCACUUUUGAUUAUUAGGGUUUUCUUUUGCCUGCUGCUUUCUUUCUCACUUCCCUUGGCGUAUUUCAUUCCUAGAAGCUGCAAUUUGAGGCUAUAACCUUUGCACAUUUUCCUGCAUGCUUGCUAUGGACCAUAUGUUGCGAUUGGAAAUGAUUCAAUUGAAUUACUCUUGAAAUUGAUCCUUAAAUUUUCUAUUCAAUGGCUCGGAAGGGUAAUCAUCAGAAAACAGGGUCAGAGCGCCAUGCAUCAAACAGUAAAAAGAAAGGUUCAGACUUGCAGUCCAAGGUGCAAGGAAGAGUACAAGAGAUAAAGGUACGUUCUGGAGAGGAACUGCCAAAUGAAAACCACUAUAGCAGAUCCAUUGAAGAAGGCAUGGUGAAUAGUGACACCGGAGAGGGUAUAAAGAAUGUAAAAAAUUCUGCAAAGUCUUUGAGAAAAGAAAAACAAGGAACGGAAGAACUCCAUACUCCAGACGAGCCAACAUUUCCCUCCAAAGAAUUUGAAAACUGCAAUGGAGAUAAUGAGGGUUCUAGAAUAGGAGAACGAUACAAGGGGUCUACUGGUGAUAGGGAGCGGGUACAUUUAGAUUGUAGCUAUAGAGAACGCAUCAGAAAUGUGGUGGACAAUAUCAAAUUUUCAGAUAAUAUUUUGGUGAAAAGUUUUGUGGAAUUUUUGUCAUCAACAUUUGAAGCAGCCCAUGUGUUUCUGGAGAAACAGAGACCUCUGUUUAAUUCUAUGAAGAAAAGUUUACUGAAUACAAGUGACUGUGUUGGAAAGAAGAUUAAGAAGGCAUAUCCCAUUGUUCUGAAGUGGAUGAUGCAUUUUGGUAACAUAAUGCUUCUCAUAUCAAUUGUAUGGUUGGACUGUGCCUUUAGGGGCAUUGAUUCCUUUAUACGUAUGGGGACAACAUCCUUCUUUUCAGUUAUAUGGUUCUCCAUUCUUUCAACUAUUGCAAUGGUUGGACUUCUUAAAUUCCUUGUGGUCUUGGUAAUAGCUGCUUCCCUUGGAAUUUUUGUUGGGUCUGCCUUUGCAAUUUUUGUCGUCGCCAUCUCUGGAAUAGCUUUCCUUUGGUUUUAUGGAAACUUUUGGACAACAUUGCUGAUCAUAUCUCUUGGAGGGUUGGCAUUUAUAUUGAGCCAUGAAAGAGUUGCACUUUUUAUCACCACUUUGUAUUCGGUAUAUUGUGGAUGGGUAGGCACUGGAUGGCUUGGUUUGCUUUUGGGCCUGAAUUUGUCGUUUAUUUCAAGUGAUGCUCUUAUUUAUGUCCUAAAGAACAACAUGAAUGAGCAUAGGAGAUCAAACAGAUAUCCUGAACAAGCAGCUGGGAUGCAAGAUCAGCCUGGCUUCUUUCAGGAUGAUCCUAUGCAGGCAUCGUCUUCUGAAUUCAGUGCAGGUUUUGCUGCUGAUCGUAGUUCAGGCACACCUUCAACCAGUGGAGCUGAUUCUGAGCUAUCUUCUGAAGAUGAAGUCAUUCGUUUGCUGAAUUGUACAGAUUAUUAUGCAGUUUUAGGAUUGUCUCGGUUUGAGGAUAUAGUUCCUUCCCUGCUCAAGAAGGAAUAUAGGAAAAAGGCAAUGUUGGUCCAUCCUGAUAAAAAUAUGGGCAAUGAAAAGGCUGCUGAAGCAUUUAAGAAGCUUCAAAAUGCAUACGAGGUUUUACUUGAUUCAUUAAAGCGAAAAAACUAUGAUGAUGGACUGAGAAGGGAAGAGUUGCUAAAUGUUUUCCGCAGGUUUCAAAGUGCUUCACAGAAGAGUGGAGGGAUUGGUCCAUUUGCAUCUUCACGAUCAGCCACAGAUAGAGAGGAUCUUUCAGGUGAAUCAAGACGAAUAGCCUGUAAAAAAUGCAACAAUUUUCACUUAUGGAUUCACACUAGGAAAUUGAAAUCUCAAGCAAGAUGGUGCCAGGAAUGCAAAGAUUUUCAUCAAGCAAAGGAUGGGGAUGGGUGGGUGGAGCAAUCUUCUCAGCCUUUUCUCUUUGGAUUACUGCAGAAGGUAGAUGCUCCUUCUGCAUAUGUAUGUGCAGAGAGCAGAAUCUAUGAUGCUACCGAAUGGUAUAUUUGUCAGGGAAUGAGAUGUCCAGCCAACACGCACAGGCCAAGUUUUCAUGUAAACACCACUACCAGUGUAGCCUCUAAGCAAAACACCAGUAGAGGAUCAAGUUCUAGCCAAAGAGGAGGCCAAAUGCCUCCAUCAAAUAUAGAAGAGAACAUGAUGAACAUGACAGAAGAAGAGUUAUUUGAGUGGUUUCAGAAUGCUGUUCUAACAGGUGUGUUCGACAAUGGUGGUGGCAGUGCCACGGAGAGCCCGUCGGCAAAAGCAGGAGGAAGUUUUAACAAGAGUAGCAGCAACAGUGGGAGUGGCAACAAGAAAAAGAAAAAGGGAAAGAAGCAAUGGUGAUAUUGAUGUUGAGACCAUAGUUGAUUAUAGUAAUUUUGAAGUGUAUGGUAGUAAUUCAACAGCCGGAUCAGGUAAGUAAGUUCAUUAAAUAUACAAGGUAGCACCCAUCAUAGGAAAUUUCAAAAUGAAUGGUGCAGAGAUAGGAGAGCUGGCAUCAAGAGUUUGUAUAUAGCGUUUUAACUGUCGUAAAAUGGCUGGACUUCCCUAAGUUAAAACAGGUUGGAAAUGUAUCCAAGAACCCUUAGAUAUUGCACUAACCUUAAUUAUGAGGAAUUAUUUGGAAGAUAGCCUCCAAAUAUGGCUGCUUCGUCCAUUGCCCA